UUGUGAUGUCUCGCCGGGUUUGGAGCGCUGUUUCCCGGCCAGCCUCCCAGCUGUGACUCGCUGUGAUUUCCUGCGCCUCCGUUUCUUCCGUCGCCCUAAAUAAAAUAAGAUGGAGCUCCGGAGGGUCGCGGCCGCUCUGCUCUUCCUCUCCGCCGCCUCCCUGCACUCAGUGUCCGGCGCGGUGUCACGGACAGGACCGAAAGUCACGGAGAAGGUGUUCUUCGACAUCACGGUGGCCGGUCAUGAGGUCGGACGCAUCGUCAUCGGUCUCUUCGGGGACGUCGUCCCUCUCACGGUCAACAACUUUGUCGCCCUGGCAACCGGAGAGAAAGGUUACGGCUACAAAGGGACCAAGUUUCACCGAGUCAUCAAAGAUUUCAUGAUCCAGGGAGGAGACUUCACGACUGGAGACGGAACAGGAGGUCACAGCAUCUACGGAACAACGUUUGCAGAUGAAAACUUCAAACUGAAGCAUCUUGGAGCAGGCUGGGUGAGUAUGGCGAACGCUGGUCCGGACACCAACGGGUCCCAGUUCUUCGUCCUGGCUGCCAAAGCUCCGUGGCUGGACGGCAAACACGUGGUCUUCGGCAAAGUCCUGGACGGGAUGGCUGUGGUUCACACCAUCGAGCUCCAGGACACCAACGAAAGGAACCUGCCUUACACCGAGUGUGUGAUCGUGAACAGCGGCAGGAUCCCGGUUAAAGAGCCGUUCGUGGUGGAGGUGGAGGGCUGGUGAACGCCACCGGAGACUCUGGAGAUCGAUCAGGAGUCACAGUUCUAACAGUUUUAGCCAGUUAAUAUAACUAACGUAGCAUGUUAGCAUGUUGGACUCACUUUUUAAUGUUUUUUAGAGCCAAACUUCACUUUCCAACCAAACACUUUCAGGGUAACUUUGUUAUAAAGUUUGUAGAAAUAAUAAUUUAAGUCAGAAAUUAACUAAGCAAACACAAACAUAUUUUGUCAUUUAGGCUGUAAUUAAGAAGAAGUAGAAGCUAAUGUGGUAAACAACACCUGCUAAUUGGAAGCAUGCUAACAUGCUAAUGCUACUCGGAUGAAACAGUACGAGUCCAGUUGCUGCACAGUUUGACUUAACUUGCUAAAAGGAAUUGCGGCUUCUGAUCGUUUUCUACCGUAUGCAGAAACAAAAUACAAGCCACAUAUAUUUUUUAUUAAGUUAUUCUCAGAAAUCAUCAGUCAUACGGUAGCUAGCUAGCAGACACUGUGCAGGUGCUAAACCUACGAAGCUAACUGUGUUUGAAAGGAAGUCGUCUGUCAUAUUCCUCCGUGCUCAGGUGGAAACUGUCUAUUUUUUAAGAAUUGAUCCGUUUCAUAUCAGCAGAAACACAUUUCAUCCUGGAUUCAGAGUUUUCAUCAGAGCAGUGGUGGCGGUUUGUGUUCAGUCUGUACCAGCUUCACUGUGCUAACGGACAGAGGAAAAAAAAAUGAAACUUGCACUUACGGAAAAACUGUAGCUCUCGUUGCCAAAUCGUUCCUCAUUUGCCAAAUGUUCUUGCACUUCGAACAAAUAAAUAGUUACAAACAGAGAUAUGCAAAAAAAAAACUCAGUAGCCAAAUGUCGUUCUAUUUUUAUCAUUUUGGUUAUUAUUAUGCACCAUGUCAUGUUUGCAAAAACUACAGCACAAAGAACAUGAACGUUACUACUGUUACUGUCCUGUCAGUAAAGAUGUAAAAUACUGUGUCCUGUCUAGUUAAAAUGUUUAAUCUGCUCUUUGUAAUGUUAUUUUUGUAAAAUUGUCUGGUGAUCUUAUCAUGUGGAGGUUUUCCUGUGCCACUGAACUUGGAGAUUUUAAAACAUAUCAGAGUUUUUUUUGUUGUUUUCCAUUACAAUCAGAAAUCUGUGCAUUUUCUACAAUAAAUACACCACUGCAAAAU
Mugil cephalus (flathead mullet) is the source of this 1893-nucleotide messenger RNA. It is a transcript of the gene ppic, whose product is annotated as peptidyl-prolyl cis-trans isomerase C. Bases 110 to 736 code for a protein of 208 amino acids. Gene Ontology annotation, cellular component: intracellular membrane-bounded organelle. Lineage: Eukaryota; Metazoa; Chordata; Actinopteri; Mugiliformes; Mugilidae. Gene Ontology annotation, molecular function: peptidyl-prolyl cis-trans isomerase activity. Gene Ontology annotation, biological process: protein folding; protein peptidyl-prolyl isomerization. The transcript has 6 exons. The record is from RefSeq and is a predicted model, not a curated record.